GGUAUAUGUACCACGUCCUGACCAAAAACACAACAGUGACCGACCACAAUCGAAACCUACUAGUGGAGACCAUCCGCUCCAUCACAGAGAUCCUCAUCUGGGGCGACCAGAAUGACAGCUCUGUGUUUGACUUCUUUCUGGAGAAGAAUAUGUUUGCCUUCUUCCUCAACAUCCUGCGCCAGAAAUCAGGACGCUACGUCUGCGUCCAACUCCUUCAGACCCUCAACAUUCUGUUUGAGAACAUUAGCCAUGAGACGUCUUUAUAUUACCUCUUGUCGAACAACCAUGUGAACUCCAUCAUUGUCCACAAGUUUGACUUCUCAGACGAGGAGAUCAUGGCCUACUACAUCUCCUUUCUCAAGACCCUCUCACUCAAACUCAACAACCACACCGUGCACUUCUUCUACAAUGAGCACACUAAUGACUUUGCCCUGUACACCGAGGCCAUUAAGUUUUUCAACCACCCUGAAAGCAUGGUCCGCAUCGCAGUCCGCACCAUCACACUCAACGUCUACAAAGUUUCAUACUUAAUUUCAGCUGAGGGCCUCAUGUUGCUCACGACAGUGGACAACCAGCACAUGCUGCACUACAUCCGAGAUAAGACGGCGGUCCCAUAUUUCAGCAACCUGGUGUGGUUUAUUGGCAGCCAUGUCAUCGAAUUGGACAAGUGUGUGCAGACAGAUGAAGAACAUAAGAACCGGGGAAAGUUAAGUGACCUGGUAGCGGAGCACCUCGACCACCUCCACUACCUCAACGACAUCCUCAUCAUCAACUGUGAAUUUCUGAAUGACGUGCUGACGGACCACCUCCUCAACCGUCUGUUCCUGCCCCUCUAUGUGUACUCAUUGGUCAUCCCUGAGACAUCUGAGGAGCGAAAAAUCAACCCUCAGGUGUCCUUGUACCUGCUGUCCCAAGUGUUUCUGAUCAUCCACUAUCGGCCACUGGUCGACGCCCUGGCCGAUGUUAUCCUAAAUGGGGACCUGUCUGUCUUCACACCACAGACAGACAUACACAGCACACAUAAGAGCACGACCACUGCAGGAGGCCUGCGUCGGUUCACCAAGCCCCUCGAGUCUCUGGAGCGCUCCCUGGAGCUGUCCUGCCAUCGUGGCCGCAAGAGAACCCAAAAGAGGCCAAACUACAAGAACCUGGGCGAGGAAGAGGAUGAUGAAAGGGAUGGUGGAGGGGGAGGAGGCGGAGGACUUGGAGGAGAGGAGACCUGGGAUGACAAUGGCAGGGGAGACAGGGAGGGAGGCCGGGAGAAGGGAAAAGGUACAGAGGGAGGAGGAGGAGGUGGGAGUUCUAAGGGAAGCAGAGCAAGUGGGGAGACAGCGGAAGAGAUAGAGAUGGUGGUGAUGGAGAAGUGUAAGGUGUCUGAGCUGACUGAGCAGAACAUCACUGAUGAGGAGAAGACGGCUGCAGCCACCCGCACAUACGCACAGAGAAGCAGACCGUUUUUAGACAUGGUGUACAGUGCCCUUGAUUGCACCAGUGAUGACUACCACGCGCUGUUUGUCCUCUGCCUGCUUUAUGCUGUCUCACACAGCAAAGGUAUAAACCGUGAUCUUCUGGAGAGGCUGCAGCUGCCGGUUCCUGACCAGGAGAGGAGCUCCUACAGCCUGGUGCUGGCAGAGAGACUAAUACGGGUUAUGAGCCAGGCAGCACAACCAGAUGGUAAAGUGCGUCUAGCUACACUGGAGCUGAGCUGCCUUUUAUUGAAGCAGUCAGUGCUGUCUGGAAACCACUGUAUAAUCAAAGAUGUUCAUCUUGCCUGCCUGGAGGGUGCAAGAGAAGAAAGUCUGCAUUUGUUGCGGAGGUUUUACAAGGGAGAGGAGAUCUUUCUGGACAUGUUUGAAGAUGAAUACAGAAGCAUGACGAGUAAACCUCUCAAUGUGGAGUAUCUAAUGAUGGAUGCCUCGGUGCUGCUGCCACCCACGGGCACUCCUUUGACUGGCAUCGACUUUGUCAAGAGACUGCCGUGUGGGGACGUGGAGAAGACACGCAGGGCGAUCCGGGUGUUCUUCAUGUUGCGGUCGCUGUCGCUUCAGCUGCAGGGAGAACCUGAGACACAGCUGCCUCUGACCAGACCUGAAGACCUGAUCAAAACAGAUGAUGUGUUAGACCUCAACAACAGUGACCUCAUAGCCUGCAUGGUGGUCAGUAAAGAUGGCGGCCAGGCCCAGAGGUUCCUCGCUGUAGAUGUGUACCAGAUGAGUUUGGUCGAACCAGAAACCAAACGCCUCGGAUGGGGUGUGGUCAAGUUUGCUGGACUCCUGCAAGACAUGCAGGUGUCUGGUGUUGAGGACGACAGCAGAGCGUUGAACAUAGUCAUCCAUAAGCCCAGCUCCAACCCCCACGCCAAGCCCCUGCCCAUCCUCCAGGCCAACUUCAUCUUCGCUGACCACAUCCGCUGCAUCAUCGCCAAGCAGAGGCUGGCCAAGGGCCGCAUCCAGGCCCGCCGCAUGAAGAUGCAAAGGAUCGCCGCUCUGUUGGACCUGCCAGUGCAGCCCAGUGCGACAGAGGUUCUGGGUUUUGGUCAGACAGCAAAUGCUUCACCCAGCGGCCUCCCUUUCCGGUUCUACGAACAGUCAAGACGGGCCCCCAACGACCCCACAGCAAACAGAUCAGUCUUUGCCUCUGUGGAUAAAGUUCCAGGUUUUGCGGUGGCUCACUGUGUGUCGCAGCACAGUCCCUCACCCCUCUCCUCACCCUCGCCUCCCUCCAGUGGGAGUGGCAGCACAGGGAGAUGUGACUCUGUUACUGCAAGUACUAUAUCAGCUCAAAGUCCGACAGAUGACGGCACAUUUUUGGAGCACACUCCGCCCUCCUCCUCAGGCGGAGAAGGGGAAGGGGGAGGUGGAGAAGUAAUUCUACUCUCCUCUACUCCUUCAUCCCCAGUCCCCGUUCCCACCCUGGCCCCGAGCCUCACCCCGGCCUCCCAGCCCACCAUCUCCCUCCUCACCGACAACAACGCCGACACCCUCAGCGUGGAGUCGCUCACGCUACUACCCCCUUCCGACUCGCCGCACCUGCACCCAUGCGCCAGCCAUGUUCCCACGAUGCACUCACUCCAGAGACCUGAUGCCUCCAUCGCAGAGGAGGAGGAGGAGGUUGAGGAGGAGACAGAGGGAGACAGGAAAGGAGGGCAAAGAGAUGAGGAGGAGAUGCAAGAGGAGGAGGGAUCCCCGACGGAUGAGGCAGUCAAAGAGGCACCCACUGACGAGGCACCAGAGGGGGGUGACGAGCCAGAAGGUGAGGACACACAUCUAGAGGCGGAGCUUUCUGCUGCAGAGUCACAAAAAAGAGACGACUGUGCGGAGAACACAGAAGACGCAGAGACACGUUCAGAAACACCAGACUCAUCUGAACUGGAUUAAACUAAACAGAAAUUCAUGUUCACGUAACGUCAUCUCACACACGCAGAGGACAGUAGAGAGUGAUGGUGAAACCAUCCAGUGAGGCUACAGUAUAUUUUCAUGUUGCGACUUGUUGGAAUGGUGUGAUGUGGAUAAAUCAGGAGGCUUUAGAAGUCAUCUCAACUUUGUGUUUGCACAUGAAGAAAGACUAUUUUUAUGCACAGACAGAAGACGAGUCCAGUCACCGGUGGAACUCAAGGAAGGCUCAAAGCACAUUUGGAUUUUUGUGCGCUCGAGUGUGUCCAGCCGUGUUUUUAGCACGCGUGUGCCGACGCACACAACCAGCAAAGUUUUUUACUCAUUCUGAUCGAUCGUCAGCUCAAAGACACACACACCCUAUUUUUGUGUCUUAUGUUCUCAUAACGGUUUUCACCACUAUUGUUUUGUGGUGGUGGUCACUACUAUGCUAAUACACACACACACACACACACACACA
Paralichthys olivaceus (Japanese flounder) is the source of this 3852-nucleotide messenger RNA. RefSeq names its product C-type lectin domain containing 16A (gene clec16a). Gene Ontology annotation, cellular component: late endosome; endolysosome membrane. NCBI's taxonomy places the organism in Eukaryota, Metazoa, Chordata, Actinopteri, Pleuronectiformes, Paralichthyidae. The record is from RefSeq and is a predicted model, not a curated record. Gene Ontology annotation, biological process: regulation of autophagosome maturation; endosomal transport; endosome to lysosome transport.